This is a messenger RNA of Mizuhopecten yessoensis (Yesso scallop), 1763 nucleotides long. RefSeq names its product zinc finger protein 862-like. The coding region runs from base 366 to 1640 and encodes 424 amino acids. NCBI's taxonomy places the organism in Eukaryota, Metazoa, Mollusca, Bivalvia, Pectinida, Pectinidae. The transcript is spliced from 2 exons. The record is from RefSeq and is a predicted model, not a curated record.
AUAUAAAGUUUAAGAGGAGUAUAAUAUUUAAUUUAAAAACCUAUGACUCACUGAGUAAGUUCAUGUCUAAUUGUUGCACUAUGUUAUCCAGUCCCGGCAUAUGUAAUUUUUGAUUUAAAUUAAAAUGUCAUUAUAUAUUAUACCUGUCCAGAAGUUUAAUGUCCAGCGUACAGUUAAUUUGGUCAAAUUAACAUGAUGAUUGUAAACUCUUGUCACUGACAGUAGAAUCACACCCUCAAUGUUGCAAACAUUUUUGUCCAUUGCAGUUGGUGACCGGUUCCCAACGUGUAAAAAAAGAAUCAAUCAUCCAACACCGAAAAUCCCAAGGCCAUGCGAGGGCAGUCGGUGCAAGGACAGCCCAGAAUAUGUGUAAGAAAAAAGAACCAGCACCUCUUGAAAAGGGUUUCCAGAAAGUGGAUGAGCAGGUGAUGGAGAAAAUGGACAAAUUGUUUCGAUCUGCAUAUUACCUUGUACAGAAAGAACGACCAUUUAGUGAUUUCAAAGAUAUUUUGGAACUGCAGACAUUAAAUGGUUUGAGUAUUGGGGAAACAUAUUUCAACAACAAGGCAGCCAAAGAAUUUGUUGGAGAAAUAGCUGGCUUUUAUUAUACUGAACUUAAAGAACUGCUGCAAAAAGCUGAUUAUUUCAGCAUUUUCUGUGAUGGCUCAACUGACAAUUCUGAGGUUGAAAAGGAACUCAUAAUGGUGAAGGUUUUGGUUGACUUUUAUCCUAGGAUGAAGUUUCUUAAACUAGCCCAGCCAGCCAAUACAAAAGCUCAAGGAGUACUUGAUGCAAUUGACAAAGCGUUUGAAGAGAUUGGUCUCCAGGACUAUAAACAGAAAUUGGUUGGAUUUUGUUCAGAUGGCGCCAAUGUCAUGAUGGGAAAGAAAAAGGGGGUCAUUAGUCUGCUGAAGGAACAAGGUAACGCAGACUGGGUUUUGUCAGUAUGGUGUUUAGCGCAUCGACUGGAACUGGCCAUCAAGGACGCAUUUAAGCAAACCUACAUGGACACAGUAGUUGAUGUCUUACAACUGAUCUUCUACUUCUACAGAGGCUCUGCAAAACGCAAUAAGGAGGCACAUGACAUUGCUGACAUGAUGGAAGACCAUUUCUACAAACCUGCCAAAGCUAACGGAACAAGAUGGGUUGAACACAAGUUGAUGGCUGUUGCAAAGUUGAAAAGCAAUUGGAAAGUGAUCGUCAUGCACAUCAUGAAUUAUGCGGAGGACAAUACAAACAGAGGGGAAGAUCGAGCCAAGGCCAAGGGUAUCAUUGCAAAAUUGCUACAGUACAAGUUUGUAUGGUAUAUGUACUUCAUUAAGGAUGUACUCUUGGAAAUUACCAGAAUCAGUCUGUUAUUUCAGCGUGAGGACAUUACCGUUACAAGUGCAGUCACGAAAGUGCAAAGUGCCCAACUGUCUCUUAGAGAUAUGAUCAACAACCCUGGUCCAACUCUACGUGAAUUUGACCAGGAUGUGGUUGGAGACCAACACAAGGACCAUACACUUCGCAAUGUUGUGGCUCAGGAUUGCCUGAAAAAGCAAAAAGGGACCAUACUUCAGGACAUCUUGGACUGCAUCCAAAGAAGGAUGGAAAACUUGAUAAGUGAAGAUCCUGUGUAUGAGUUGCAAUGCCCUUGACUACAAGAACUGGCCAGAUGUCAAUGAUGGAACAGCUCUUCAUCAGUAUGGAGUUGAAGACAUACACGUCAUUGCAGACCACUUCCACACACUGCUCGCAGCAGCAGGAUAUGAUCCCAUAGC